Molecule: messenger RNA, 2005 nt
Organism: Dromaius novaehollandiae (emu)
Lineage: Eukaryota; Metazoa; Chordata; Aves; Casuariiformes; Dromaiidae
Gene: G6PD
Product: glucose-6-phosphate dehydrogenase
Exons: 13
Coding region: 46-1647 (533 amino acids)
Biological process (GO): pentose-phosphate shunt, oxidative branch; glucose metabolic process
Cellular component (GO): cytosol
Molecular function (GO): glucose-6-phosphate dehydrogenase activity; NADP binding
Source: RefSeq, a predicted model, not a curated record
UUGGCCGGCGCGGGGGGCCGGCGGGGCGGGGCCGGCGCGGGGAAAAUGGGGAGCCGCGCGAGCGUGAGGGGAGCGGCGGUGGCGCGGCCGGAGGGGGCAGGGCCAAUGGCGGGGCAGGAGCUGAGCCGCUCGGAGGUGUGCGGGAUGCUGCGGCAGGAGCUGUGCCGCGACGACACCUUCCUCCAGGGCGACCCCCACGUCUUCAUCAUCCUCGGCGCCUCGGGCGACCUGGCCAAGAAGAAGAUCUACCCCACCAUCUGGUGGCUCUUCCGCGACGGGCUGCUGCCAGACGACACGCACGUGGUGGGCUUCGCCCGGACGCCCCUCACCGUGGCGCAGAUCCGCCAGCAGACCCAGCCCUACCUCAAGGCCUCCCCCGCGGACGGCGCCCGCCUCGACGCCUUCUUCGCCCGCAGCAGCUACGUGGCGGGGCAGUACGGGGAGGCGGGCGCCUUCGAGCGGCUGGACGCCCACGUGCGGGCCCUGCCCGGCGGCGCCCGCGCCAACCGCCUCUUCUACCUGGCCCUGCCGCCCAGCGUCUACGCGCCCGUCACCCGCCACAUCCGCCAGGCCUGCAUGGGGCCGGGCUGGAACCGGGUGAUCGUGGAGAAGCCCUUCGGGCGCGACCUGGCCAGCUCCAACGCCCUCUCGGACCACAUCAGCAGCCUCUUCCGCGAGGAGCAGAUCUACCGCAUCGACCACUACCUGGGCAAGGAGAUGGUGCAGAACCUCAUGGUGCUCAGGUUCGGAAACCGCAUCUUCGGGCCCAUCUGGAACCGGGACAACAUCGCCUGCGUGGUGCUCACCUUCAAGGAGCCCUUCGGCACCGAGGGCCGCGGCGGCUACUUCGACGACUUCGGCAUCAUCCGGGACGUGAUGCAGAACCACCUCCUGCAGAUGCUCUGCCUCGUGGCCAUGGAGAAGCCGGCCUCCACCGACCCCGACGACGUGCGGGACGAGAAGGUGAAGGUGCUCAAGUGCAUCGCGGAGGUGCAGCCGGAGGACGUGGUGCUGGGCCAGUACGUGGGCAACCCCGAGGGCGAGGGCGAGGCGCGCAACGGCUACCUGGACGACGCCACGGUGCCGCCAGGCUCCACCACGGCCACCUUCGCCGCCGCCGUGCUGCGCGUGGCCAACGAGCGCUGGGACGGCGUGCCCUUCGUGCUGCGCUGCGGCAAGGCCCUCAACGAGCGCAAGGCCGAGGUGCGGCUGCAGUUCCGCGAGGUGCCGGGCGACAUCUUCCAGCGGCAGUGCAAGCGCAACGAGCUGGUGGUGCGGGUGCAGCCCGACGAGGCCGUCUACGCCAAGAUGAUGACCAAGAAGCCCGGCAUGUUCUUCAACCCCGAGGAGUCCGAGCUCGACCUCACCUACGGCAACCGCUACAAGGACGUGAAGCUGCCGGACGCCUACGAGCGCCUCAUCCUCGACGUCUUCUGCGGCAACCAGAUGCACUUCGUGCGCAGUGACGAGCUGCGGGAGGCCUGGCGCAUCUUCACGCCGCUGCUGCACGCCAUCGAGGCCCGGGGGGAGAAGCCCAUCCCCUACCUCUACGGCAGCCGGGGCCCGGCGGAGGCGGACGAGCUGCUGAAGCGCGCCGGCUUCCAGUACGAGGGCACCUACCGCUGGGUGAACCCCCACAAGCUCUGAGCCCCACGGCUGCCCCACGGCGCCCCACGGCGCCGCCCCACAGCCCCCCGCCCCGCAGCCCCUCCUUGCGUGACACCUGCUGCUGAGUGAAUCCCCACGAGCUCUGAGCCCCACGGCCGCCCCACGGCUGCCCCACACCCCCCCCGCCCCCUCCUCGCGUGACACUCCAGGGGCCCCGGCCGUGCUCAGGGAGCUGCCCCCCCCCCCGCCCUGCCCCACGGCAUCCUCCUGGCCCCACGGCUGGGGGGGGGGGGGGCAGCACCCGGACGCCUGGGCCCCCUCCCCGGGGGGGGGGGCACCGGGAGGCCCCUCCCACCUGGGACCAAGUCACCCCUCAUAAAGCCCCUCGUUAACCCCG